This is a messenger RNA of Chlorella variabilis, 3063 nucleotides long. RefSeq lists its product as hypothetical. The transcript is spliced from 28 exons. The record is from RefSeq and is a predicted model, not a curated record. Lineage: Eukaryota; Viridiplantae; Chlorophyta; Trebouxiophyceae; Chlorellales; Chlorellaceae. The coding region runs from base 1 to 3063 and encodes 1020 amino acids. Gene Ontology annotation, molecular function: oxidoreductase activity; FAD binding.
AUGUCGGGUUUGUUUGGCGACCUCCUGCUCAUCCGCCUCUGCCUCACCAUGGCCUACAUCUGGCUCAUGACUGCCGCCAGCGUGGGCUACCCGGCCUGGCCGGGAGUGUCAAACCCGGGCUUCUACUCGCUGGAUGGCAUCAUCUGGGCCACACUCAACUUGUUCUUUCACGGCUGCGCACUGUUCCAGCUGUUCUGGGACGAGCGGCGCAUCACCUUCAAGGACGCCGACCUGCACCAGCUGUGGCAGUUCUUGUAUCGCCGCUCGGGCAUGGGCAAGCUGGAGGUGUUGGAGUCCACUAAGCGGGCCCGCUUUGUGCGGUUCAAGGCAGGGGAGGAGAUCCUGAGCGCCGCCGCGACCAAGUGCACCCUCAUGCUGCUAGUGGAGGGGCUUGCCACAUACCGAAUGGAGGAUGACAAGGGCAACACACUAAAGGACGACACACAGCUGAUCAGCGGCCAAACAUUUGACAUCGGGCUGCUCAACGUGCUGGGGACGGCCGACGUGGUUGCCGCCGUCAAGUUUGCCACCUCUCACGGCCUGCAGCUGGCCGCGAGGAGCGGCGGCCACGGCGCGGGCAGUGCAAGCUUCCUGAUGUCGGGUUUGUUUGGCGACCUCCUGCUCAUCCGCCUCUGCCUCACCAUGGCCUACAUCUGGCUCAUGACUGCCGCCAGCGUGGGCUACCCGGCCUGGCCGGGAGUGUCAAACCCGGGCUUCUACUCGCUGGAUGGCAUCAUCUGGGCCACACUCAACUUGUUCUUUCACGGCUGCGCACUGUUCCAGCUGUUCUGGGACGAGCGGCGCAUCACCUUCAAGGACGCCGACCUGCACCAGCUGUGGCAGUUCUUGUAUCGCCGCUCGGGCAUGGGCAAGCUGGAGGUGUUGGAGUCCACUAAGCGGGCCCGCUUUGUGCGGUUCAAGGCAGGGGAGGAGAUCCUGAGCGCCGCCGCGACCAAGUGCACCCUCAUGCUGCUAGUGGAGGGGCUUGCCACAUACCGAAUGGAGGAUGACAAGGGCAACACACUAAAGGACGACACACAGCUGAUCAGCGGCCAAACAUUUGACAUCGGGCUGCUCAACGUGCUGGGCGUCUACAUCGCCUUUGAGCACGGCGAGGGCGAGAGGCGGUUGGUGCGGGCGGUGUCCGACUGCACAGUGGUGCUGUGGGACCUGGACUACCUCAACUACCUGGCCACCCGCUGCUCCCCCGCAGUCUCCGCCUUCUGGCGCAACUUUGCGCUGUGCCAGACGGGGCUGGAGUGGUUCCACCGCGCCCACUUGGGGCAGCCGCCCGUCAACGGCCGUGGCCACCCAGAGCCAGCUGGCAUCACACAGGGCCUGGCUCGCUCAUCAGACUUCACAGACCCUCUGGAGCCUUAUGAAGACCCCUCCCCCACCCUGAAGGGCGUGCUGACCUGGCUGCCCUCCACCCUGGCACCCUUCCUGCCGUCAGGCAUGCGGCACACGGCCAUGCCGCGGGCGGGGGCGCUGGCGAGGAACCGGCUGAUGGCGCUGGGUGGGUCGGGGCGGGGCAACCUUGACGCGGUGCUGUCCCAAGAGCCCCUGGAGCUGCGGUAUACUAGCCAGAAGAUUGUGAAUGCCAUCUCGGCUGAGCUCUCGAGCUCAGCCCCUGGUUCUCGUGCUGGUUCAAAGGCCAUGUGCAACAUUAUGGACGGAGUGGAGGCGCUGCGUGCGUCUGUGCGCGGCAACGUGCUGCUGCCGGCGGAUGAGGGCUUUGCUGAAGCCAUAAAAGUGUGGGGGGUCUCCCCCAGCCACACUCUGAACGGCCAAACCGCCCCCACACCGGCGCUGGUGAUCCAGCCGCGGGGGACGGCCGACGUGGUUGCUGCCGUCAAGUUUGCCACCUCUCACGGCCUGCAGCUGGCCGCGAGGAGCGGCGGCCACGGCGCGGGCAACCCCAGCUGGGUGGAUGGAGGCCUCAUGGUCGAUAUGUCGCUGAUGGGAAGGUGGGUGAUCGUGUAUGUCGACCCUGCGGAAAAGACGGCGGUGGUUGAUGGCGGCGCGCUGGCUUGCUACAUCGACGCCGACACGGCGCUGCAUGGGCUGGCGGUCCCGCUUGGCGUGUGCGCCGUGGUGGGGGUGGGCGGCCUGGCGCUGCACGGCGGGCUCAGCGUGCUGUCCCGCGCCCACGGGGCCACCUGCGACAGCCUGCUGGAGGCGCAGCUGGUGCUGGCGGAUGGCUCUGUGGUGCAUGCCACCAAGGAUGGGCCCGACCCAGAGCUGCUUUGGGCCCUCAAGGGAGCGGGCUCCCUGUUUGGCAUCGUCACCAAGGUCAAGCUCCAGCUGUACGAGGCCCCCACCUACUCUGGUGCCAUGGUGUGGAAGGAUGACCCGGAGCAUGUCAACUACAAGGCCAUCCUGCGGUGGAUCCGCAGCACCGUCCUGCCCAACCCCUGCCUGGGCUUCAACUGCGGGCGCAUGCUGGAUCCGGAGCUUGGGCCCGUGCUGGUGUCCAUGGUGGUGGUGACCGGGGAGCAGCCGGACACGGUGGGCCAGUCCACCUGGCUGCAGACGCAGAUGACUCACUACGAGGGCGUCACAGGCCUGACCGAGGCCUACCCCGGCCACUUUGAGGCGGCCACAGGCGGCCACGUCAAGGCGGAGCAUUUCACCGAUGAAUUCAUCGACACGUAUGUGCGCUGCGCCACCGAGGAGCUGCCGCUGCCCGACCUGGGCCUCACCCUGUCCUUCAUCGAGCUGAUGGGCGGCGCGCUCAAGGACAGCACCUCGCCCAUCGGGCUCAAGGAGGGAGACUUGCAGUGGGUGGUGCAGGCUGGCUGGUCUGACGCGGCGGCCAACCCGGUGGGCCUGCGCUACACGGGCAUGCUGCGGGAGGUGCUGGGCCCGCUGUCCACCUCCAUGAGCCAGUACGUCAACCUGCUGGACGUGGCUGAAGACCUGGACAUGAGCUACGAGAGCGCGGCCGCCAAGGCGGGCGGCGCCGCCAACCUGGAGAAGAUCCGGGCCCUCAAGGCCAAGUACGACCCCACCGGCGUCUUUCUCAACUCGCCCUACACAAAGGUGCUCGCCGUCAAACCUUGA